AUGGCUCCCUUAUCUAGCGCCAUCUUGAGCUCCGAGAAACCCACGCCUGUUCAGGUGAUUGUGGAACGAACCCGCGAAAGUGUAUCGGAGAUCUUUACUAAGUACCGUCGGAAAGUGGGCGAUGAGGCCCGUCAGGCGGUACAGCGGGCCAGAAGUCGUCAACGCGUUGAUAUUGUCAGAAAACCGAGUUCGCCAACCAUAACAAAAGGAUAUCGGUUCUGCAAAAGUUAUAGUUGCCAGGAGGUGGCCUCCGUCGUCUUGUUGCUGAUGAUCCUGCUGAUGCUUCUGUUGGGACUUAAACUGGUCAGAAACUAUAACCACACAUUUGUCUACGGAUCAGGUGGCUGUAUGUCGACUAUUUUUUGGACCUACGAAGAAUGCAUUAUAUUGACCUAAGUCCAAACCAUUUUAUUUUUAUA
This is a messenger RNA of Drosophila takahashii, 419 nucleotides long. RefSeq lists its product as uncharacterized. The record is from RefSeq and is a predicted model, not a curated record. Lineage: Eukaryota; Metazoa; Arthropoda; Insecta; Diptera; Drosophilidae.